AUGGCAGCGACGGGAAUCGUUCGUGUUCUUGUAACGCGCCAAAUUCAGGAGGAAGCGCUUGAAUAUGUACGGAAGCAAGUUCCGAACGUCGAGCUUCAGGUGCACCCGGACGAACACCAGUCACCAGCGCGUUCGGAGCUUGAAGCGUGGCUGGAGCGCGGCGUGGACGGCCUCGUCUGCGUGAUCGGAGACGUUAUCGAUGAGGCUCUGCUGACACACGACACGCAGGGUCGUUUACGUGUCGUGUCUACCAUGUCUGUUGGGUAUAACCACAUCGACGUGGAGUCGUGUCGGCAACGAGGUAUCGCUGUGGGGCAUACACCAGACGUGCUCACGGAAACGACGGCGGACUUGGCUGUAGGUCUGGCGAUCGCGACAGCACGGCGUUUCCGAGAAGCGCUUCAGGCCGUUGAACAGCCUGGUGGCUGGAAAUCUUCCUGGUCGCCAACGUGGAUGUGCGGAACCGAUGUGCACGGGGCGACUGUGGGCAUCAUAGGUCUGGGGCGCAUCGGCGUCGCCGUUGCGCGGCGGUUGCACCACGGCUUCGGCUGCCGCAUCCUAUAUCAUGGUACUAGGGAGAAACCUGUGGUUGCAGCUGAGAUUGGGCAGGCGCGUUUUUGUGCCGACCUGGGCGAGCUGCUCGCUGAGUCUGACUUUGUGAUCCCACUCUGCCCGCUGACGCAAAAGACCCGUAACCUCAUCAACGCUAGCAGUUUACGGCUCAUGAAAAAAUCCGCCUUUUUGAUUAACGUUUCACGAGGUGAGAUUGUCGACCAAGACGCCGUCUGUGACGCGCUAGAAGCCGAGGCGCUGGCUGGAUACGGUACCGAUGUAACGGUUCCAGAACCGAUUCCCACUGAUCACCGCUUGCUCAAGACCAGGGGUGUAACUGUGCUUCCACAUAUCGGCAGCGCUACCCUGCAGACUCGCUUGGCGAUGGCUCGUCUCUGUGUCGAGAAUCUGGUGGCCGGUGUCAAAGGAGACCCCUUGCCGCACCCCGUGCCGCUGCAUGCCGAAUAG
Messenger RNA from Cyanidioschyzon merolae strain 10D, 1020 nucleotides. RefSeq names its product glyoxylate reductase/hydroxypyruvate reductase. Gene Ontology annotation, cellular component: cytosol. Lineage: Eukaryota; Rhodophyta; Bangiophyceae; Cyanidiales; Cyanidiaceae. The coding region runs from base 1 to 1020 and encodes 339 amino acids. The record is from RefSeq and is a predicted model, not a curated record. The transcript has a single exon. Gene Ontology annotation, molecular function: NAD binding; glyoxylate reductase (NADPH) activity; hydroxypyruvate reductase [NAD(P)H] activity.